AUGGACGGGACACCGGAGCCUCUGGCCAUGACUGUCCACCUGCUCGCCAACUCUGGGCAUGGCUCGCUUCUGCAGCAAACUCUGGAUCAGCUCCUGGACUGCAUUUGCCCAGACGUGCAUCCCUUUCUGGUGUCAGAGCGGGUCAGUCCAGUGAAAUCCUAUGACAAGUGCCACUCCAAGCGCUCACGGUUCCCGGGGAUGUCUGUGUUGCUCUUCCUGCACGAGAGCCUGGGAGAGGAGCGGCUCUUUCGGGUUCUUGACUCCCUCCAGCACUGGCCGUGGCACUGUUACCCUGCCCCGAAUGCUCAGGGGGGGCCGUGUCCCUACAUCCUUGCCAACCAGGAGUUCUACAGUGUGGACAGCCAGAUGCCCGUCUGGGGUGUGAGGCAGGUGCACUGUGGCUCCGAGGUCCUGAGGGUGACACUCUACUGCAGUUUUGAUAACUACGAGGAUGCCAUCAGACUCUAUGAGUUGAUCCUGCAGAAGGAAGCCACCGUGCAGAAAAGCAACUUCUGUGUCUUCGUGCUCUAUGCCACUGAGAGCUUCGCUCUGCAGUUCUCCCUGGCGCAGCUGCCCCUUGGAAUGUCAGUGGACCCCAAAGAAUCUUCUGUGCUGCAGUUCAAGGUUCAAGAGAUCGGCCAGUUAGUGCCCCUUCUACCCCACCCGUGCGUCCCCAUCAGCCGCACCAGGUGGCAGACGCAGGACUACGAUGGCAAUAAGAUCCUGCUUCAGGUCCAGGUGAACCCAGGACUUGGUGUCAGAAAUGGCGAGCUUUCCUUUCUGAAUGGCACCUCGGGAGCUGACGCACUUCUCCAGGGCUCCCGGCUGAUCCCUGUCUCCACAAGGAGGACCCUGGAGCCACAAUGCCGAAGGAACCGGUCCAGGAGGCUCAAGGUGGGUUCUCUGGAGUGCGCAGAGCCUGCUGAGAGCUCUGGGUCAGACAGCUGUAGUGGCACCUCGUGGAAAAGCCCUGGCUGCUUGUCCCAGGACAGGAGCUCUGCAAUGGGCAUCCAGAUGCAUCUGCCUUCUCCCCACCUCCAACCUGGGGCCAGAAGAAAGGUCCUCAGCCUGCAAGACAGCUUUGGGAAGCUGGAGGCAGAAACGAAUGUUGACACGGGGUGCACCGUGGUCAAUUCUGGACCCCGACAGUCUUUUCUGAGCAGAUUUUCAAGGGAUGUCCGGACCAGCCAGGCACCACCCUGCUUGCCAGACUCCUCCUCAGGGGCAACUGCCUCCAAGAACAACAGAGUCUUUAAGGCAAGGACCCAUUCUUUGUCACUUGCUGGCCAAAGGGAUCUUGGUGCAAGGAAGAUAAUCUCACAAUGUCCCCUUCACCUGCCAGUCCAGGGUGAAGAAAAAGAAGAAGAAUUCUUUAUAUAGCAUAAAACAAAUGUGGUUUCCUAAAACACAAGAUCAGAUAUAGUGUUCUAGAAAUGGAGCACUGUUUCUUGGUCACGUGAUGGGUCCUGAAUGUUAGCCAGGCACCGAUCUGUAUUGCUUUUAUUUCAAAUGUGCAUAGUCUAACGGUGCUGUGAAGUAUUGUUUAUUUGCCAUCAUGGUCAUGAAGAAAUACAGCCAGCACAUAGGGAGAAAGCCCAAGGCCCUGUGUCCCUGAAGACACACUAACCCAGCUGGGUGUGUUGAUUUCAGCACCUAUCAGGAAUAAUUGCUUUGUAUGCCAGUGAGUCGGAUGUGUUAUGCAAUGCUGAUGAGUGGAUGUAAUUUAGUUUUAAUUUUUACUUGGGUUGCAUAGCUCAUCCCCCUGGAUAACAUGGACUAUUUAUUCUUUAGUGUUUUUUAAUUUUUAUGUGACCUCCUUUGGUAAUGAGGCCCUGUACACCACGUAGCCUCUGGUGAUUUUGCCUUUAAAGUUGUUUGCCUCUAGAAUGAGUUCACAUGCGAGGGUUUUGAAAAUUACGAACAAUUAAUUUUUUUUCCUGUUUAAUAAGCAGAAACCCUAGAAGUCAAAAGAUCAGGUGAAAAAUGAAAGCGAGGUUCUAGGAUUUCCCUGCUCCUCCAUUUCUCAUUUGUUUCCGCACUACUCCAAAGGGGCCAGUGGUUCCCGUUUCUAACCAGAGAGGAAUGUGACAUGAUUGGAUGAUUCCAGAGCUCUACUUGACGUGGCAGGAAGAUUAGAUUGGAUGCGUUGUUGGAGCAGGACUUGCGUUCUUCCGGCCAAGUUCGAAUUCCUAAAUUUCCUUGCAAUACGCAUUCAUCCAUUUAUACAUUCAUUCAUUCAGCAAAUAUUUAUUGAGCACCUACCUUUGAAUAAGACAUUGACGUAUGGUCCACAUACAAUCUUUGGCCAUCAAACCCAAAAGAUAUAUAUGGUCUCCCAAGUAGAAAUCCAUUCUAUCAACACUUGAGAAUAUGUUGAAAUCUUAACUUAAUUCCUCUGGGACCCUUUUCCACAGCGAUUUUCACACUUGCUGCACAAGGCUGUAGUAAGCAGGUGUAGACUGGGCGUGUUAUGAUUCUAAUUAUAACCAUAAGGGACAAAUUCUCGUUGCUCUUGUGCUGUAUUUUUCUGUUGGGUCUAAACACACAUUUAAAAAAUAUCUGAGGUCUCUGUGUUGUGGCUACUUUAUAAGGUUAUUUGACUCCACGAACUUUAUUCUCCAGGACAGAUGUUACGUAAGAUUAUAAAUGCUAAUUUAGCUGGGUCUUCCGGUGACCCUGAUACUUAGUAUACCCACUUGAGGAGAAGGAUGAGUUCAGGCCCAAGGAUGAGUCUUAGGGCAGGGACGCCCACUGAGUUUGGGUGCCCUUCUGAGCUUGAAGAACUGAAACGAAGGAGAGUUGCAAAUCGACAAAGACGAGACUUCUACAUUGAUUUUAUUUUUUCUGGGCUCACGACCUCCAUACAUUCCCAUUCUCAUUUUCUUUCUCCCUGUCCCCCAGACUAAAGUUAGAUUUUAGGAAGUAGAAUGAAGAAUUUUGGUCUGCUUUUCUAGAAUAAGAGUUAAGAAAAAUGAAAGUCUUAUUUAAAUGGAACUAUUGAGCUGCCUUGAAAAGCACAGCAGGGGGGCAGUUCUGAAAUUUCUUUCCCACUUUUUUUGAGGUAACCUGAAUUCUUUAACAUAAUACAUGGGUGAGACUAUAAGUACAUGGAAAUUAUGAAGAAUACUGGAAAAUGUGAAGGAGUACCUUACAAAAUUGACUUGAAAAUAAUACACUCUUAAAAUGGCACCGGCUCUGCUCCUCUACACAGCAAUCCAAUUUACAACAUGGUGGGAUGGACAUUCCAAUGGGCCAGGGUGCCAAAGGCCCCACUUUUGGCCUCAGCUUUUAAAUUUACUACUUAUGGGACCUUGAACUGUCAGCGUCGUUGAUCCUCUGUUGCCUUUCCUAUUGUAACAAAAUGUUGUUAAGAGAAUCAAGAUGAUGCACAUGAAAGCAUUUGGAUAUUA
Callorhinus ursinus (northern fur seal) is the source of this 3410-nucleotide messenger RNA. It is a transcript of the gene FAM124B, whose product is annotated as family with sequence similarity 124 member B. The record is from RefSeq and is a predicted model, not a curated record. NCBI's taxonomy places the organism in Eukaryota, Metazoa, Chordata, Mammalia, Carnivora, Otariidae. Gene Ontology annotation, cellular component: nucleoplasm.